UUCCGAGCGGUCCCUGAACUCCCCAGCAGUAGUUGAGUGGAGGGAUGGAGCUGCGGAGCGACGCUGGUGUUGUUUUUCUCCUCCACACAUUCAUCACAUGAGCCAGCAGCCGUUAACGACGUGAGCUGCACGGAAACCUUCUGCACGGGAACACCACCCUGAAUGGACUACCACAGCACCGAGACAACAACACCAGCACACCUCUUUAUUCAUUCCACUGAAGGAAAAGAAGAACAACAUCAGCAGCAGCUGUCUCCACGUUUACCAGUGAGGAAGGGGAAAGCGCGUGGGGAUGCUUCGCGCGGGUCUAGUGAGAGAAACGCGCGCGCCUAAUGAUCAGUAUUUAGACAAGUAGCUAAUUAACUAGUUAAUUACAUAAGUGGUGUUUUUAAACCGCCAGUGUGGUUGCAGCGUGUCUGCUAUAGCGGGCUAUUAUUAGAACAACGGAGGAGCCAGAGGAGGACACGGUUAGUGUUAUUAUUCACUAGGACUUUUCUUUUUCAUUUUUUCAUCAACGCACCUUUGGAUUUCUGUUGUUAUCACAAAGCAAGUGUGGAGCCGAGGACGAGGUCCAGACAAUUCAAGACAGCAUCCUAUUUGGACUUGGAACAACAUUUUUGGCACAAGUGCACACAUACCUUUGUUGACGCCCAUUCAAUGAGGCUACACUGAGAGACCUGAAUCAGAGAGAGAGAUGACCCUAGUUUUGUCCAUGAAUCCUUUCUUGGACCCAGAGGGAGACCCUCCGCUCUCCACAUACCAGCCCAUAUGGGAAUCGGAGCGUUGCACUAAGACCUGCCUGUCCAACCCUGCCCCACCAUGCAGCUCUGAAGAGCAAUUUACACAAGAACCCCCCUGCAGGCGAGUUCCUGACCAUGUUUCAGUAUCAAGGAUCGCAUACUUCAAGAGAAAGUUUGUCGAUGAUGAUGAUGAGCCUCGAUUCAGCUUCAGGACGUACUGCCAGACUGUUGCACCGGUGUUGGAGGAGCGUGCCCAUGUGCUGCGCCUCUCCCUGGAGAAGAUGCGGUUCAUCGACGACCCCGAGGCCUUCCUCCGACGCUCCGUCCUCGUUAACAACCUCCUUCGGCGCCUGCGAGCUGAGAUUCUGCUCCAGAGCACCGACUGGUGCUUCCCACCCAACCCAGCAUUUACCACCGGCCCCUGCGUCCCGGCAACCAGCGCUAACCCCGCUCACCAGGCACUCCACGGAGCAGUACCCACCCGGAUCUGCAUAGCACCCCAAGCCGGACCGCCCUUCCGUAAGCGCUUCCGAAUGGUCCGCGGAGGACAGGGGGAUCUACGCCCUGACUGUGCUCAGACAUGCUGCUGCAUCUACGCGGCGGCGGCCGCUGCAGGACACUACCUCCACCUCCCGUUCUCCAUGUAUGACGCAGCACUCUCGACCUGCCCGUCCACACCACACUCUCCCUCUUUCUUUCAGCUAGCCAGCCAUAGUAAGUUAGGGCUCACAGUGGCCAUAGAAGAGCAUGAUGAUGAGGAUGAAGAUGUUGAAGAGGAGGAGGAAAAUGAAGAGGAAGAAGAAGAGAGGGAAGAGGAGGAGGAGGAGGAGGAGGAGGAAGAAGAAGAUGAUAGAAAGGAAGCUGGGCCUUCCGUUGAUGUUGUUAAGGACAAGUCGAGCAAGAAAAGUAGGACUAGGACCCUGCUGGGUCACACAAGGACAGAGGAGGACAGCUGCAUGACAGAUAGGGUAGAAGAGGAGGAGGAGGAGGGAGAGCAAGAGGAGGAAGAAGAGGAGGAGGAGGAGGAGGAGGAGGAAGAGGGGCAGGUUGUGAGACCUUGUAAGUGUGACUCUACUGGCACAGAAAGGGAAGUCCACAAGGUCAGCUUUUGGCACCGCAGGGCUCAUAGACAAUGAUUGUGCUUUCUGAGAUAUAACUUACAUUAUAAGUCUGUUAGAAUGAAAAUGUAAUGAUGACGUCAACUGUCAUCAGUUGAAGAUUAUUUCUCCUCCUAGCAGAUGAAGGUGUGAGCUACCUACACUAUAGUAAUGCCAAGUCAGCUUUAUUUUAAUGGUUCAAUAUACUCCAGGAUCGCACACAGACAAACUCCGUUUCAACUCUAGUGUUAUGGUCAAAUGAAAAAAGACAGUUCUUGGCCACUUUUGGCACAUUUUCUCAAACAAUUAUGUAGACUAAGGUCACAUACGGUGGGAUCAUAAAUCCCCAAAGUGAAGUGAAGGGUCUCCAAGACCGUUUUCAAGCCCCACAGCACAAAACUAAAAGGUCUCAAGUGGGGCUUUAUAUUGGUGCACCGGUCUCGUUUCAGGACCCUAAACAAGCCUAUGAAAUGAAGGGGUUGUGGAUUUUGGGGAAUGUGUGCUUCUGUGCGUGUAUGUGCGUGUGUUUGCAAGAUAUGAUGUAGCAUUUUUAAAACUUGAUUUUAAGCAGUUUUUUUUUUUUUUAUUAAACAUGGGUCACGCAUAAUUAUGUGUGCCUGUUGAUUUCCGACGCUGUCUCAGGCAAUGGCGAGCGACUGUGCUGCAGUGGCGGCACCAUGUGUGUGUGUGUGUGUGUGUGUGUGUGUGUUCUUGAAAUUAUUUUAAGAGACAACAAUCAUAAACAUUGGAAAUGUUAAAUCACAAGUUCAAGUGCCUUAGUGUUUUUAUAGAUACAUGCAUAUUGUGUGUUCAUGUAAUUGUUCUUGUUACUAAGUAUCUUGCAUUCCAAGCGACUGCGUUUGACUAAAACAGGACACGGGCAUGUAGUUAAAUGCAGGGAUUCUUUCAGAUGUCUAUGAAAGUUCAAAGCAAAACUAAAUUUCCACACCCAACAUGUGUUCUGUUCGUUUUACUUCAAAAAUGCAUGUUUUCUAGCACUGCCUGUCUUGACAAUGCACAAACUUACAGCCAGCUUUCAAGGACAAAGUCUUGAAAAGCUAAUUGUGUUCAAACCCUCUUUUACAUUAGUUAGAUUUAAUCAGAAAAGGCUUGUUGUGGUUUGGUUGGUCUGUCCAUUGAUGAGGUUUUUACCAAAAAGAGAAUUGAAGUCUGUCUGCAGCAUUAUAAAAUCAAAUCAAAACGUUCACCUUCAUCACAGAUCUACAUACACAACAGGACAAGUCAAACUGAUAAAUGUCAUUCAGUUGGUUCUUCAGUCAGCUCUAUUUGGACAUUAAAGGAAUAGUUCGACAUUUAUGCCAAUAUACUUAAAAAUAUAUGCUUUUUUGCCGAGAGUUAGAUGAGACGAUCAAUACCAAAGUUAACAAAACCUGUUUUCCAUCAUCCCUAAAGCGCACUAAUUAACACGGUGUUUCUCGGGUGUGAUGUCUCCACUGGUUACUCGAUUGUAGUUGAGGAAUAGUCCGUCGCGUAACCCUCCGUAAAGCCACAAUGUGUUAUUUUGACACUUUGGGUGUUGUACAAAACAAGACAAAAUGUGUUAAUUAGUAAGCUUUAGAAGUGUUGAUAGGCUGAUUUUCUUACCUUUGGAUAGAGUCAGACUGGCUGUUUCUACUUGUUUUCCAGUCCAAGUCCAAGCUAAAGAAACUGGUUGCUGUCUGUAGCUUCAUAUUUACUUUACAGACGAGGGAUUUCAUGAGAACCGAUACUUAGCUACCAAGUUGAUGCCAAAAUUCUGAAAAUGUGACGGUACUUGUUUUUCUACAGUACUGCAGGUACCGUAGGUACCAUCAGGGCUUGAGACUAACGUCGUCCUGGUGACGAAAGAAAAUGUGUUUUAGGACAUAUUAAAUCACUAUUGGAGCGUCCAUCGGACACACCCUUUUUUUCCCCUGAUAAUGCCACAUUGUUAACAACAAAUCCGUGUUGAAAUUGGCAGGACGAGAGCAAGUUAAUGUUAGCUGUUAGCAGCUGGUUAACAGAACAAUCCUGCUUGGAGCUAACAGCUAUGUUAACGGGAGGUGCCAUUGAUUUACAUUGCGUAAAGCUAAAUUCUAACGUUAUCACGAUGUGUUCUCAUGUAAUCUUGUCAAAUUUAGUUUUUGGUAGAGAAACUUUAAUAAAUACAGUUGUUUGAAGAUGUUUCCACGGCAAUAUAUAAUAGGUAAUAGAGAGAGAAUUCUGACCUGUUUAACUUCCUAACAAAAAACAGUAUACAAACAGUAAUAAAGCAGUGGAUGUUGAAUACAUGGGAUUUAAUGUUUUACAUUUGCUUUCUACCUUUGGUAUCAAGAGUCAUAGAAUUUCACUGGUGAUGAUAUAGACUACUAAACUUGUGGUAUUAUGAUAUCCCUAUUACAGACAUGAUAGUGAUAUCGACAUCAUCUCAUCUAACUCUCAACAAGAAAGGGAAUACAAGUAUCUUCUCCCUCUCACAGUAUGACCUGCCUCGUAAGCGUCUAGAAUUAAGCAUAGGUUGCAGAACAUUGUCAGCCUAUUAAGGUAUAAAUUGGUGAGUAUACAGUAUAUGUAAUUAUAAAAUAAAUGAAAUCGACCCUUGAGAUGCAUGUAUACGUAUAUCUCAACAUGCGUACACAUACAUGUAUACCACAUGUCAGGAGCUGACAGACCAUACGUAUUCUACUGGACUAAAAGAAACCGAUCAAGGACAGAUUCAAUACAAACCCAGUUCUAAUCUACGUAUACGAGCCUUUCUGUCAUGACGGCAUGAUCAGUGGUUUCUUGUUUGUUGGUGUGUCUCGUUUGGCGCCUCUGAAGAUUAGGGUCCUCACGCUGAUGACAAACCCAAACCAAAGUUGUUUAAAAAAAUGUAAAGAUUAUAUCAGUCAGUAGUGUUUUUUUCUUUUUCGUGACGUACCUUAAGGUACAAAAAUUGGAUGGUCUCAUUCCUGCCUUGCCACUUGUCCUGUCUUUUUUUUCGGAUGUUAAAAAUAACAUUUUGCAUCCCUUAGACAUCAGCGAGACAUCUACAACGAGACAAGUCGAGUACCAGCCUAUUUUUAUUUCAUUUCUCUAAACCCUAAAUAAAAAAAUCCCAGUGAUUAUCGGUGGUAUUUUUUAAAGAUGAAAAAAAUUGGACAAAGCAGUGUUUGUUUCUGAGACGAGAACAUGUAAACUGCAUUGUCUGUUAUUAAAAUAAAAAAAACAAAAGAGCGAGUCAGCUCUGAUAAUUUUUAUGUGAUGUUCUGUGACAAGUGUAAAGAUCAGUAAAAGAAAUGU
This is a messenger RNA of Sebastes umbrosus (honeycomb rockfish), 5098 nucleotides long. RefSeq names its product SERTA domain containing 4 (gene sertad4). The coding region runs from base 695 to 1876 and encodes 393 amino acids. The record is from RefSeq and is a predicted model, not a curated record. NCBI's taxonomy places the organism in Eukaryota, Metazoa, Chordata, Actinopteri, Perciformes, Sebastidae. Gene Ontology annotation, cellular component: nucleus. The transcript is spliced from 5 exons.